AUGGCAACUGAAACAACCACUCAAGCUGCCGAGCAGGCCUUCAUAUCAAUCAAGCCCACACCAACAUGGGUACCGUUGAAGAUUGAAGGGACUGUCCCAGAUCCAUACACUGUGUCCAACUUCAAUCUCCGCGUCACUCCUCUUCAUCCCACCUUUGCUUGCGAGCUUGAAGGUGUGGACUGGACCCAACCCAUUUCACCAGAACUCUACCAGGAAAUUCGCAAAGUUGUUGACAAGUAUGGCGUGGUGGUUUGUCGGCAGACCAAUUUGACCGACGAAGCUCAUAUCAAGUUCUCCAGCUAUUUCGGAGAGCUUGACGACGUUCGUCCUUACCAGAAAGCCGGUCGCGUUCAUCGUUUGCCCUACCCGGAGCUCUUUGAUGCUGGCAACAUCGAUCCACUUACAGGCGAAGUUGCCCCUUUGACAGCUGCACAAGUCAUCGGAAACAAGGCCAAUGAGAUGUUCCACACAGACUCCUCCUUCAAUGGUCGACGUGCAGGCCAUUCGCUAUUGUUAGCGCACAAGAUUCCCCCGCAAGGCACUGGUGGGCACACGGAGUUUGCAGAUUCUCGAACCGCGUACGACGAUCUGCCCGAAGAUAUGAAGAAAAAACUGGAGGGCCUCGUAGCUGCGCAUUCUCUGUUCCAUUCUCGAAAGAAAGCAGUCCCGGAAUAUUUCAAGGACACUGACCCGGAAAAACUGCCCUUGAGUCGACACCGACUUGCCCAACAGCACGAGUGGAGCGGUAGAAUGAAUCUGUACAUUGCUUCAUAUGUCCAUCAUAUCGAGGGAAAGGAUCGAGAAGAAAGUACGGCUCUAAUCGAUGAGCUGCUUGCUCACGUUUCGCAGCCCAAGUACAGGUAUACCGCCGAAUGGGUUCAAAACGGUGACAUGAUCAUUUGGGAUAACACUGCAGUCCUUCAUCGGGCUACUGGUGGCUCGUAUGAAGGGAUAUAUCCUCGAGAUAUGAGACGGACAACUGUGAAAGACAUGGGUAGCACGAGAUUUGGUCUCAAUGGCGAUGGAGCAGACUGGCGGGUCGGCUUGCCAUAG
Molecule: messenger RNA, 1053 nt
Organism: Exophiala xenobiotica
Lineage: Eukaryota; Fungi; Ascomycota; Eurotiomycetes; Chaetothyriales; Herpotrichiellaceae
Exons: 5
Coding region: 1-1053 (350 amino acids)
Molecular function (GO): oxidoreductase activity
Source: RefSeq, a predicted model, not a curated record